CCGAAAUAGCCCAGCAUGCCCCGUCGCAAGUUCAUGUAAGCCGCCGCGGCGAUGCUGCUCGCUUUUCGCUCGCGAACACCCCGCUAACCCGCACGCAGCGACAAGAAGACGGCGAUCAACUACCGCCUCGUCCACCGCGCCCAGAACGACCCCCGAAUCCACGAUGAAGACGCUCCGCAGAUGGUCUUUGCCGAGACUGCGCCGGCGAACCUGCGCGAAGGCGACGAGCCCGCCGGCAGUUCGGGCGCAUCACAGUACUCGUCGGCCUCACGGGCGUCACAGUUUUCUUCAGCAACCGGGCGCAGUAAGAUCAAGUCAAGGGGAGACCUCGAGAGCGAAUAUGGAGACAGCGUGCGACGCAAUGAGGGCGAAGCCGCCAACUACGGCAUCUUCUACGACGACAGCAAGUACGACUACAUGCAGCACAUGCGCGACCUGAACUCUGGCGGCGGCGACGCAUACUUUGUCGAGGCCAAGGAGGACAAAAAGAAGGGCAAGGGGAAAGAGAAGUUUAAUCUCGCCGAUGCGCUGAAGAAUGCCUCGCUGGACGACCGGCAGAGCGACGCUGGCUACAGCAUGAACAGCACGAUGAGCAGCGUCAGCGACGUCUUUGGCGAGGAUAUGGCACCCUCGGAGUUUGUUCGCAAGACCACAUACCAGGACCAGCAGAACACACCGGAUGCGAUUUCUGGCUUUCAGCCGGACAUGGACCCACGGCUACGGGAAGUGCUCGAGGCGCUUGACGACGAGGCCUACGUAGACGACGACGACGACAUCUUCGACUCCCUGCAGCAGGACGGCUUUGAGCUGAACCAGCGCGAGUUCGAGGCCGCCGGGCAGUUCGACGCAGACGCCGACACGCUCGACCGCUUCCUCGACGAAGACGACCAAGGCUGGGAAUCAGACGACACGGUCCGCGCAUCCUCAGCUCCACAGAAGCCCAAGGCCGCCGAACCCCUCCAGCCAGGCGAACUCCCCGCGCCCGACGAGGCACCACCGCUCGCAGACGCAGGCGACAUGGCGUACAUGGAAGAGUUCAAGAAGUUCAAGAGCGACGUCAAGGCCAACAAAGCACCCAAGCCCGCCGCACCGAGCGACAUGCAGUCGUCCGUCAUGACGGGCGCGUCAGUCCUGACCGCCGGAGGGCGGCGCAAGAAGCGCAAGGGCGCACUGACAAGCACGUCCGGGUACUCCAUGUCCUCUUCUGCACUGCAUCGCACCGACGCGCUCUCCCUGCUGGAUGAGCGGUUCGAGAAGAUCGAAGAGGAGUACGCCGACGACGGCUUCGACUUCCCAGACGACGCGUCCAUGGUGUCUGGCAUGUCGAAGAUGUCUGGUCUGAGCAAGAUGAGCGGCAUGAGCCAGUGGAGCUCCAGCGAGGCGCCGCCUCUGCGCUCUGAUUUCGACUCCAUCAUGGACGACUUCCUGGGCAACCACAUGACGGUGGGAAAGACAGGCAGGUAUGUGCGCAAGGGCAAGGUUGCGACCGGGAUGGAGCAGCUUGACGAGGUCAGGAGCGGAUUGGGCAAGGCGAGGAUGAGCGACAGGACGCAGCAGCGGUACGGCGCUUCGAAGGCUCAGUUCAUCUGAGUGGUGGGGUGGUCGUCGGGAGACGGCUGUGUUGCAUUUCAGGGCGUUCCGGCAAUAUGAAAAGGUAGACGUGGUGGGAAGGACAUACAGGCCGUCUAUACCCACGUCGAGGAUUCGUAGACUCAUGAAUGAAUGAUAUACAUUUUGACAGCUG
Messenger RNA from Didymella exigua CBS 183.55, 1744 nucleotides. Its product is annotated as Low temperature viability protein. Gene Ontology annotation, biological process: ribosomal small subunit biogenesis; ribosomal small subunit export from nucleus. Gene Ontology annotation, cellular component: preribosome, small subunit precursor; nucleus; cytosol. The transcript has a single exon. The record is from RefSeq and is a predicted model, not a curated record. NCBI's taxonomy places the organism in Eukaryota, Fungi, Ascomycota, Dothideomycetes, Pleosporales, Didymellaceae. The coding region runs from base 181 to 1590 and encodes 469 amino acids.